Messenger RNA from Penicillium cinerascens, 2583 nucleotides. RefSeq lists its product as uncharacterized. The coding region runs from base 1 to 2583 and encodes 860 amino acids. Lineage: Eukaryota; Fungi; Ascomycota; Eurotiomycetes; Eurotiales; Aspergillaceae. The record is from RefSeq and is a predicted model, not a curated record. Gene Ontology annotation, molecular function: hydrolase activity; glutamine synthetase activity. The transcript has 2 exons.
AUGGCUUCCCUCGACUCACUCCGCCAUUUGGUGCAAACCCAUCCGAUCAUCGACAACCAUGCUCACAAUUUGUUGAGCCGUGACGUGGCCUGCGACUACGAUAGCUACCCGCUCGAGUCCGUCACAUCCGAGGCCCACGGUCGCGCGCUGGAAAACGCCCGCGCGACCCUGCCACUUUUGCGCGCCACCAACCAGCUCUCAGAGCUUUAUGGUUCACUCUGUGAAACCUGGGACGAUGUCCUCGCAGCGCACAGUCGCUGGGUGCAGGAUGACUACGACGGCCUGAUUCGCCGCAGCCUGGAAGGCACGAAUGCUUUGCUCCUCGACGACCUACUGAGUGACGACGAUGUCGAGUCCUACGACUGGCAUGACCGGUUCACCAUCACUGCGACGAAACGCAUCGUCCGCAUUGAGGCGGUAGCGGCCUCUGUGAUUGGGGACCUGAUGAGCACUGAGCGCAAAGAAGGCGAGACAGUAUGGAGCAAAUUCCGUCAGCAGUUCCUCGAGGCGAUUGAUCGCGCAAUGGACGAUCCAGCCGUCGUCGGCUUCAAGUCCGUGAUUUGUUAUCGAACCGGGCUGGACGUUGACCCCUACUCGGGCGAUGAGGAUUUGUUGACUGCCUCGUUGCAUCGGGUGCUUGACUCGGGGACCCGCAGGUCUGGCUACCGCGUUGAAGAGAAGCCGCUGAAUGACUGGCUGGUUCAACAGACGCUCAAGGCUAUUACUUUCAAGAAGAGGGCUGGGGUGGUGAAACCUUUGCAGUUUCAUACGGGGCUGGGUGAUAAUGAUAUCAGUCUCGUCAAGGCGAACCCCGCCUACUUGCAGCCUUUGAUUGUCCAGUAUGAGCAUGCGGAUAUUGUGCUGCUGCAUUCUGCUUAUCCUUAUACCCGUGAGGCGGGGUAUCUAGCUUGUGUAUAUCCCAAUGUCUACCUCGAUCUUGGUGAGGUAUUUCCCAUGGUCAGCCGAGAGGCUCAGGAGAAGAUUUUACGGGAGAGUCUUGAAAUCACUCCCACCAACCGACUACUGUGGAGCACGGAUGGCCACUUUCACCCUGAGUCAUUCUGGUUGGCCAACCGGCAGUUUCGUCAAGCUCUUGAAAAGGUGCUUGUCGAAUACGUUCAACAUGGCGACUAUACUGUUUCCCAGGCGAAGACAGCCGCCGCGGAUAUCCUCUUUCAUAACUCAAAUCGGCUUUACCGGUUAAAUCUGGAAUCGAAAUACGUGGAUGGCUCUGUUUUGUCGAAAGCCCAGACCUCGCUUCCUUCCUUUCCCUUGGAUGCGUUUCUUCUGAAGAACCCUGACAUCGAAUUCGUCUGGAUGCAAUGGGUCGACUAUACCGCAACAAUACGGGUACGCAUGUUCCCAAUCGAGGAAUUUGUUCGUAUUGCUCGCAAACAACGCCGGGUGGGAAUUACACUCUCAGUCUGUUGCAUGUUACAAGAUGACACUCUUCUCCCAGAAGGAACUCCUACUGGUCAGUUCUACUUGGAGCCAGACCUGAACAGUCUUUAUCGCAAUGGUGGCCUGGCAAAAUCAGCUGCCCCAAGUGCGACUGUCAUGACCUUUUGGCGAACGGAAGAUGGCGCACCUCUCGACAGAUGUCCGAGAACUACCCUCCGAAAUAUCGUGGAUAAGCUCCACGCUGAGCACAAUAUCCAACUAAAGACGGGCUUCGAAGUCGAGGUGGUGUUCCUGAAACCAACUCAGGACCAACACACAGGUCACGUCACAGGAUACACCCCAGCAGCAGCAAAUCAUUCCUGGUCGCGAAUGACCUCUGACACACGACGGCUCGUUCCCCUCCUCGAGGAAAUCACUCAGACGCUGGCGUCCAUAGGUAUCAAACUAGAGCAAUUCCACGCCGAGUCUGCGCCCGGCCAAUUUGAAUUUGUUCUUCCUCCAGCAGAACCUCUGGCUGCCACAGAUGCUCUCCUCGCCGCUCGGCAGGUGAUCGCCGCCGUCGCAGAACAACACGGCCUCCACGCUACCCUCCACCCACGCCCUGCACCCGAGGGAGCCGGCAGUGCCGCGCACGCCCAUGUCUCUAUAACCCCAACCACGAACGAAAAUGCAUUCCUCGCCGGUAUCCUUAAAUACUUCCAAUCCAUCGCCGCCUUUACACUCUCCUCAGAGGCCAGCUAUGAACGCGUACGCCCCGGCAUCUGGGCUGGCUCGGAAUGGGUCACAUGGGGCUUCCAGAAUCGCGAAGCGCCCGUGCGGAAAAUCGAAGCCGGUCACUGGGAGUUCAAGUCCUUGGACGGGCUGGCAAAUAUGUACCUGGCCAUGGCUGCUCUACUAUCGGGCGGUUAUAUGGGGUUGGAGUCGAAUCUGCCCUUGACAGUGAAGGAAUGUACAGUCGAUGCCUCGACUCUGACAUCUUCCCAGCGUGCUGAACUUGGAAUCACGACUCCGAUACCCAAGUCCUUGGCUGAGAGCCUGGAUGCCCUCGAGAGAGCUCCAUUGGAUAAGCUUCUGGGCGCUGAGAUGAUCAAGGAUUACGUUACGGUUAAGCGCGCGGAAAUGGUGCGUUUGCAGGCGAUGUCGUUAGAGAAGCGGAGGCUGUGGCUGUUGGAGCGCUAUUGA